Pezoporus flaviventris is the source of this 1303-nucleotide messenger RNA. RefSeq names its product proteasomal ATPase associated factor 1 (gene PAAF1). Bases 65 to 1243 code for a protein of 392 amino acids. The transcript is spliced from 12 exons. Lineage: Eukaryota; Metazoa; Chordata; Aves; Psittaciformes; Psittacidae. Gene Ontology annotation, molecular function: protein binding. The record is from RefSeq and is a predicted model, not a curated record.
CUUCCUCUUCCGCGCCGGCGGGGUGUGUCGGGAAGGAAGGAGGCGGAAGCGGGCGCUCGGCAAGAUGGCGGCGACGCUGCGCAUUCAGAGCGACUGGAGCCGGGCGCUGAGGAGGGACGAGGGCGAGGCCUGGCUGAGCUGCCGGAGCCCUGGGAAGCCAACCCUGUACGGCAGUGUGACCCGCCGGGGGCUCAGCACCGAGGGUGUUCCCGACAUCGCUGCCUCUGAGGGCUUCGUGGUUGGGGAAGUCACCAAGAAGAGCAUUCUCAUUUCUUGUCCUCAUGAAAAUGUGUCCACCAAGUUCCUGGCCCCGUACACAACUUUUGGUAGAAUCCAUCAGAAAAGUGUCACCUGUCUUGAUAUCUCCAGUGGUGGAGGGCUUGGCGUGUCUACCAGCACGGAUGGGACCAUGAAAAUAUGGCAGGCUGCGAAUGGAGAAAUAAGAAGACUAUUGGAAGGCCAUGUGUAUGAUGUGAAUUGUUGCAGGUUUUUCCCAUCUGGCCUCGUGGUUCUGAGUGGGGGAAUGGAUGCCCAGCUAAAGAUCUGGUCAGCAGAAGAUGCCAGCUGCGUGGUAACAUUUAAAGGUCACAAAGGAGGUAUUUUGGACACAGCCAUUGUGGAUCGGGGAAGGAACGUCCUGUCCUGCUCCAGGGACGGCACUGCCCGGCUCUGGGACUGCGGGAAGUCCGCCUGCCUGGGGGUCAUUGCUGACUGUGGCUCUCCUGUCAAUGGCAUUGCUGUGGGCACUGCUGAGAGCUCCCUCAACCUGGGCACGCCUGAAACUGCUCCGAGUGAACGUGAAAUUGGGACAGAAGGGAAGCUCCUGCUGCUGGCUCGAGAGGACAAGAAGCUUCAAGGAGUGGGUCUGCAGAGCAGGCAGGCGGUGUUCCUCUUUGUGGGAUCUGAUGCAUUCAACUGCUGCACAUUCCUCUCAAGCACCUAUAUCCUGGCAGGGACUCAGGAUGGGAACAUUUAUCAGCUGGAUGUGAGGAACACAAAUGCUCCCAUCCAGGUCAUCCAUCGCUCAGGAGCACCAGUGCUCUCACUGCUCCCGUACCGAGAUGGAUUUAUUGCCAGCCAAGGUGAUGGAACCUGCUUUAUCAUUCAGCAAGACCUCGAUUACGUCCUGGAUCUCACAGAAGCUGACUGCGACCCUGUGUACAAGGUAGCUUCCUGGGAGAAGCAGAUUUACACGUGCUGCAGAGACGGGAUAGUGAGGAGAUACCAGCUUUCCGAUCUGUAAGCGCCUGGAUCGACCACGUAGCAGAGGGAAGAGCCAAAAGGGCUCCUCCGAGCUGGUUUU